Messenger RNA from Adineta ricciae, 507 nucleotides. The record is from the annotation of a GenBank genome assembly. NCBI's taxonomy places the organism in Eukaryota, Metazoa, Rotifera, Eurotatoria, Adinetida, Adinetidae.
AUGUCAGAAAAGAUAACAAUUCGAACGGCUGUUUUGGAUGAUGUUCUUACAAUGUUCAAGUUGAUAGAUGAAAUUCUCGAUAGUCCAUCGACUGAUGAUGAAUUACAAGAGCGAUAUGAACGAUAUGCGCCAAGAUUUGGGAAAGAUUCGACGUUUAUUUAUUAUGUAGCGGAAAAUGAACAGAAGAAAAUGAUUGGAUUAUGUUCAGGCGGUGAAACUCUUCAAUGCAAUCGAACAGUCAAUGAUAAAGUCUACGAUUGUGAAAUUGCGCAUAUGUUCGUCCAUCAGGAAUAUCAACAUCGUGGUAUCGGUCGUGAACUGUGGCGAACUAUCUGGAAUGCGAUUGUUGAAAGAUUCCAUCCAAACAAUCUGAUCGUCUGGGGAGCGAAUCGAGAACAAGCUCAUCGAUUUUAUCGUUCGGCUGGAGGUACACUGGCAGGAACAAAGAACUUGGAUAGUGGAAUUUUAACGGCUUAUGUAUGGAAUGAUCUUCAGUUGCUGGACUAA